Molecule: messenger RNA, 2500 nt
Organism: Biomphalaria glabrata
Lineage: Eukaryota; Metazoa; Mollusca; Gastropoda; Planorbidae
Exons: 7
Coding region: 30-1511 (493 amino acids)
Molecular function (GO): protein binding
Source: RefSeq, a predicted model, not a curated record
GACGAUGGGGAAACAAGAUCAUUAGGGUGAUGCGUCCUCACAUACAACAUCAGAUCAUAACUUUGAAUCUGAAAGUUUCAGAACAUUUUAGACAGAGACUAGUGGAUCUUGAAGUUUCUCUAGCAGAUUUGUUAGAAAAAGGUCAAAGGUGGCUGGAUGACGAUGACGAUGUUAUGACGUUUGUCCAAAUGAAUCAAUUUCUAGUGAACGAAAACUCACGCUGUCUACAAACGUGUUUAGACAUGGCAAAUGGAAAAGAAGAAGUUUGCUUAUGCGAUGAAGAUGCAAGUCUAGGCAAAAAAACAUCUAAGUUAAUUCCUACUUCUAAUGAUAAAGAAGAAAGAAGUGAACCUCAAAGAAACAAAGAAGAAAUCAAUGGGGACAGAUCAAUACCUCCCAGUUCCAUUCAAACAGAAACUAACUUUUCAACGCUAAAUGACAAAAUUGAAACUGUAACAAAAUCUCUUACUAAGAAAAUCAAAUCUUUACAGAAAAGAAAUACAGAACAAGAGAAAUUCAUUCAAGAAAUGCUUAAAAACCAAACAAUAGCUGAAAAUAAAACGAAGGCCAAGUUGGAUGACUUUCUAACUGAACUUCAUAAAGCCAACGAAUAUAUAAAAUUUCAAACGGAAUUUUUGUCACAGAAAGUAGAAAAUUGUAAAGAUAGCAAUGAAACAAUUCGGAAUCAGCAAGAACAAAUUGAAAACAAUUAUAAAGAAAACAUUGAAAAUAUUACGAAACAAUUACAAAGUUGUCAUGAACUGAUCAAAGUUGAAACUGAAAGUUUGGAUAAACUACGGAAAGAACUCCAAGCCACGAAAGACUGUAAUGAUUUGAUCAAAUCUGAGAAUCAUAUUUUCUUAACCAAACUGAGUCAUGUAGAGAACACUCUUCAUGAUGUCUCAAAAGAUCUUGAAAAACUGAAGAAGGACUUCACAGAUAUUUCAAUUAGUGUAUCCCAGACGGAAUCUUCAAAUAAACUCAACUUGGAGCAUUUUCGAAAUACGUUUACAGAUAUUGAUGACAGAAUGAUUAGCUUUUCAAGUGAUUUGGAUAAAAUGACUGGAGACAUAGUAACAAUAAAAUCAAAGAAUAUUGCUGAGUCUUUCUAUAUAGGAUUAUACGAAUCAGUUGAGACAGACGUCUACAGUGAGGAGGUUGUGAAAAUUUUUGACUGCCCUUACAACGCCGAUGAGACCCAUCCACUUCCUUACGACACACAGACUGGUGUAUACACAGCACCAUAUGGCGGAUUAUAUUUAAUUUGUCUAAUGAUAGAAAACUUAACUGAUCUACGGGUUCAGCUUGGUGUAUUUACUAAAUAUGACAACGAUGAGGAGUGUCUACAAGGCAUAUGUCGUGCGAGUCUAAAAGACACUACCACCUCUACUGUCUUCCCAAUAACACUAAGAAAAGAUGAACAAGUGUAUUCGAAAUACGCAGACGACUAUGAAUGCUUACGCUUAGGCUAUAACUCAACGUUUGUGUGUCUUCUUAUAAAAAAAAUUUAACUAAGCUUAAGCUAAGUUGAUGGAGGCAAAGAGCUGGUCUUCCGAACCGGAGGUCUCGGGUUCGAAUCCUUGUGAAGACUUCGGUUUUUAAUUUCGGGAUCUUUAGGCGCCCCCGAGUCCACCCAUCUCUAAUGAGUACCUGACAAUAGUUGGGGAAAAGUAAAGUUGGUCUUUGUGCUGGCAAUAUGACACCCUCGUAAACCGUAGGUCAUAGAAGCAGAUGACCUAUAGACCACAAGGUCUGAAAGAAGGAAUUAAGCUAAGCCUUUUAAUAUAAAACAAAUCAUCUCAAAUGUAUGUGAUGUAUGUGAUGUUUCUCGUUCUCUCUCUCUCUCUCUCUCUUUCUAUCUCAAUUCUAUCAAUCUAUUCAUCAGUCACAAAUUCUCUAGAACAGCCAAACGGAUUGACAUUAAAAUAUUUGCAUAGGUUCCUUACUCUUAGGUGCCAACUAAAAAACGCGUUUGAAAGACUCCAAAUUUAAUUGUAGCAAAAUGUAAAUAACAGCGAGUUUUGUAUUUAACCUUUGUGCUCAUUUAAACAAAUUUCUACCAAAUUGAUGUAAUCUAUAUUAUGUUACCGGCAAAGUGAAGAUAAUCCAGCAGAUCCAGCAAAAAUCUGGAUACAGAAAUCUGGACAGCUGAUCUCAAAAACGCAUUUAACGAUUUUCCUAGAGAUAAAGUAGUUGAUACAUAUAUCGCUGAGAAAAGAAUUACUAGCUCGUUGGCCACUUAGGAAAACUCUAGUUUGACCGUUAUAAUUUUUCAAAGUAAAAAUAAAUAAAUGUAAAUUUGGCUAGAGACCUGUAUCUAGCUCUAGAGCCAACCUGGCCUAGUCAGCCGAGUUACCUUCACUAAUCCAUAACUGAGUAAAUAUAAAGUUGUUUCAAUUGUGUUGAAGUUUAUAAUCGUUGUUAAUAUUUUUACGUAAAUCUAGAAGUAGAUCUAGACUAGAUCUUAGGAGCUCUAAAUUAGAACGUGAAGUGCGUUCGA